Molecule: messenger RNA, 3475 nt
Organism: Schistosoma bovis
Lineage: Eukaryota; Metazoa; Platyhelminthes; Trematoda; Strigeidida; Schistosomatidae
Source: the annotation of a GenBank genome assembly
UACCGAGUAAUCAUUUCCUGAUACCUGUUAUCCGAACCUAUUGUGUCCGCACUUUCAACUGAUUCAUUCAAAAAAGCCUAGGUACUCAUAUUGACUUCCUAGAAAAGGACUAACAUAAGCCGUAGGCCUUCUGCCUUCAUUAUACAAAUCUGAUUCUGAAGGUCACCUAUAAUUCAGAUUCUCAAGGACAAACCUGAUGACUAUUUGGGCGUGCAGCUUACGCAAGUUCCUCUUGAUCGGGAGAAACGUUCUACUUUGUUCCGUUGUUUCCAGAUACAAGCGAUUCAUUUCGAAUUUAGCUUAUCCUCCAUCUUCGGGGUUGAUAAAGCUCCCGUUGUUUGCUCUGGCAUUCCCUACUAUUCAGCUCAAAACGAUUGGCUUGGACCUUAAAGACUUCAAAAACCCUGAUAUAUUCGAAUGCAUUCUAUCUAUGAACAGCAAGUCUCUCUCUAGCAUUUUGAAGGGUAGUAAGGAGGCUGUAAAAGAUAGACAUUCUUUAGGAUGGACUCCACUAAUGCUUGCAGUGGUUACCAGGAAUUACGAGGCAGUGAAAGAAUUGUUGAAGUCUGGCUCAAAUCCUAAUGACGUUGACUAUUAUGCUGGUAUCGUAAGAACUGCACAUGAUUUGAGAAUGAUGUCUUCGGAAGUUGAGUGGAUACGGCUUACACAGUUUAGUGACUUUCUGAAUCCAUCGGCUGAUUUUCGUGGUUGUUCUGCACUUCACUAUGCUGUGUUAAUAAAUGACUCCAAAUUGGUUCGUUUAUUGCUGGAAUUUGGGGCUGAUCCGACUAUAGUGAACGAACGUGGUCACCGUCCAGCUAUGUACGCUAAAGACUCCUCUAUCAGGGAUUUACUAGCUGAGGCUGAGUCGAAGAAGGCAGAAGAAGUGGCUGCCAAAGAGCGAGAGGAAAGACGCCUUCAACCACUAGAAAAUCGUUUACGUAAAGUAAUUGUUGGUCAAGAAGCUGCUAUUCGCACUGUUAGUGCAGCUAUAAGACGUAAAGAAAAUGGUUGGUAUGAUGAAGAUCAUCCACUUGUAUUUCUGUUUCUCGGUUCAUCCGGUAUAGGCAAAACGGAGUUGGCUAAACAAGUAGCAGCAUACUUACAUAAAGACAUUAAAAAGGGCUUUAUACGUAUUGAUAUGUCGGAAUACCAAGAAAAACAUGAAGUGUCCAAAUUCAUCGGAUCACCACCGGGUUAUGUUGGUCAUGAAGAAGGUGGUCAGCUUACACGAGCUUUAGCUGCUUGUCCUAAUGCAGUUGUUUUGUUUGAUGAAACAGAGAAAGCUCAUCCAGAUGUUUUGACAGCUUUGUUACAGUUAUUUGAUGAAGGACGGUUAACAGAUGGGCGUGGCACUACAAUUAACUGUAAAGACGCUAUAUUCAUUAUGACAUCGAAUGUUGGAAGUCAAGUUAUAGCUGAACAUGCGCAACAACUACGAUACGUUUCCGGAAAUGAUGGUUUGUUGUUAUCGUUACUUUUUGAACUCAUUUAUUAUCACUGUUUAGUUUGUCAUUUAAUAGUACAACAUAUAGUCUAACACAAAAGUCCAUCAGCCUAAUUUUUCAUACUACAUAUUUACGAUGUGAUAAAAUUAAUGAGACUCAUUGUAGCACGAAUGGAAAUAUUUUUGUAGCAAUUUUGUUAAGAAAGACUAGAGAUUGACAAUAUGUUUCGAAAAGACAAUGAAAAGGUAUAUAUGAAUGAAUACUGGGAUUAAAGAUCAAGAGGAACACAAAGAGUGAAAAAAUUUGAACCAUUAUGACCGACUUGUCAACCAUCAACCCAUCAGGGCUAAUCAAACAUCCAAGGUAAUUCAGUUGGUCAAUGCAUGGAACUAUUUCGCUCCUCGUUAUUAGUUUAGGGGUUGAUGCAGAUUAAUGUUAAAGCACAAUUUUAUAUGUGGGGGAGAGAAACACAUCUUAAAUAUGUAUUAUUCAAGACAAUUAGAAGACUGCUUUCCCAGCAUCUUCAUCAAAAAGGACUAUUUCGUCUGCGUACUCCAUGUCGAUUAGUGAGUUCCUAGGAUGGAGAUCAAUCCCUGACAGCUGUCUUUUCCUCGUCAAGGAUCACCCUACACGGCACCAGACUCCUUAACAAUCAUUAGAUAUUCAAGUCACAGCGUCCAUGUCGAUCCAUAUUUCCAAACUCUAGUUAAUUCGUGAUAUAGGACGGUUGGUAUUUAACUACACCUUGGUUGGUUUCACAGGUCACGGCUUCUGACUUAGUCUUUUUAGCAUCCGUCUUGGUGCUAAUUAUGAAUGGAGACAAUUGUUAUUUACUUAGGUUAUUUUCGAGUUUUCAGUUCAUCGUAUAAAGCCUUAACAGGUUGUUGUGUUCAUAAGAUCUCGGUAUCCUAUACCAAAUGUUUGUCUCGAUUUUUCUUACCUGUGACACAGACGAGACGGUUGACUACGUAUCGAAAAUCAUGUAAGCUCAAUUUUCUCAUUCUCUUACUUUACGAGUGCGAAAUUUCGAAUGUUGUAGAUGGCAUUUAUAGGUUGACAAUAUACGACAAGAAAUGUUUAUGUAGCAUUAUUUUCACAUUUCGAAUCCAAUGUUUAUUUUCUUAUCUAAAUUUACUUCAGAAGCUGACAUUGAAAUAUCUCGAGACUUUAAAGAAAAAGUUAUGCGUCCGAUAUUAAGGGUAAGUAGAGUAGGUAGGUCAGUAACAAUGAUGACUAAUAGACUGUUAUCCAUUAUUUUAGUCUUCUUUUUCAUUUAUUUUGUGUCAACCAUAAGCUUAUUUAGAUAUAUUGUUACAUAAAACAAUGCCUUAAAAUCUCAUCGCAUCUUAUGGAUAGAUCAUUGAGUUCGAAUAUAGGACUGGCACAUUUGAAUUGGGUUCCAGUAAAUAGUCUACUUAAGUAUUAUGAUUCAAAAUUGAUUACAGUGGCAGAUUUGCAUUCAUUUUUUUGUUUUACUGUAAGUCGUAAACUUAUAUUCCCUUUAUUCUUUUUGAAAAAAACGUUUUGCACUCAGUUUUUCAUUGUUGAUAUGAGCUGUCACAACCAGUACAGCUUUAUGCCAGGUCCUGUAUUGCUUAUAGACAGUUUCAUCAUAGCUCUUCGAUUAAGUGGGACUGACUGAAUCAAUGAUUGUGUUAUUCACUGAUGCCAGUUUUGUUGUUUUCUUACUUCUGAAUUCCUAAUUCCGUUCUUUUUUUUGAAAGCUUAUAUGCGGUUUGCCCGAGUAGUAAUAAUCGUAUCCGCUCACCAGUGAUUACGAUCCAGGUGCAUUUUCAGAAGUCCUGGUGCAAGGCUAUUAAAUUGUAUAGUAAAUUAAGUAUAAGCUAAGACAGACAUCAACGUUGGUAAAAUCAAAUACUAGCCCUAAAUUGACUGAAUUCGUGAAGCUUCGACAAUAUCUUACUUGUUGCAAGAUUUAAAGGUUGAUAGUUAGCUUUUCUACGUGAGGUCUUGGAUACAUUGUGAUAAGACAUUAGUUGUAACGAUAUAUAUAUAUAUAUAUAUAU